AUGAGCAGGCGAACAGUGCCACCGGGUGGACUGAACUCGUGCGAGAGGAUAAGACCGGAACGACCCAGGAACCCUAUCCAAAGGCUGGUGUGGGGUCCAGGUUCUCAAUUCCAAGUCGGUCAAAUUGGUCUACCCGAGGACGAGGGCUCGAAUCCACGGAUGGCCUUGAGAAGAUUCCUGAGACUGUACGAGGGCAGACAGUACCGAGAGGCGGCCGCUUUCCUCAUGAAGCUUCCUCACUAUACCCUGAAAGCGACCCUGCCGGACAUUCCGGUGGACCUGUUGAUCGAAACGCUGCCCCACAGUUUGUCUCUGCUCGAAGCUCUCUAUUCGAGGCUGCUCGAGUUGAACGUGAACGAUGCGAAGAUUGUGCGCGUCGAACAGGUCCUUUGGAGGGUCGUGCACCUGAUCUCUGUCAGCCAGGACCACUUCCGCCUGAGGAUCUGGUGCAAGUUACUCGUGUCGUUGCACAGAUUGGCUCCUAACGCGAGGAGCAUGUUGAUGGGGAGGAAGAGGGCUGUGGAAAGGGCGGUCGAAGGUCUAGGCAAACACGGCCUGGUGCCGUUCUCUCAGCCGAGCAAUUUGGAGAACACAGGAGCGUCCAAUUUCGUCCCUUUGCCCGUUGCGCUCAAGGAACAGUUGGAGAGCCGGAUCGAGGCUUAUAAGUUGGCCGUGCACAAGAUCGAGAGCUUCGGGAAGCACGCCAGAAGUCACAAAGCGGACCAAGGUGUACAGGCGGCAUCGCAUCAGCGGCAACUUUCGCUAAAGUACAGCGAGAUCCAGCAGAGGUUGAUCGAUAAUCAGAGUCUGCUGAACACCUUGGAGAAAGCUGGUGACCCUACCAGCUUAGAAAGUCUGCUAUCCGAGCUGAAACGAAGGGUCGAGCAGGACAAGGAGGCGCUCAGACAAUGGACGGCCUUGAGGAAGUCCACCUUGGCCGGAAACACGAAGAAUCCGUCGCUGGCUGCGAGGCUGCUCCAAUUCUCCAGGGGUUGCGAGCUGGCUCUGCAAUUGAUGAACCAGAGCAAUCUACAGGCGUUCGAGCUGGGUGAAAAUCUGGCGGACGACUACGAGGAGGAAUCGAGCAGCAGCGCUGGCUACCACACGGACGAGAGUUGCAGUCCUACUCCCGAACCUGUGGUCAGAAACAGCUGCGAGAUUGUUAGGACCGAGGAGAAUUUUUCCAACGUAAUUUCCGGUGACGUGACCGCGGAACGACUGGCAGAAAGGUACACGGUCCUCUACGGCCAGGCACAUUUGCAUACCUUGGAUGCUCUGGACGCUCUGGAACCCCUGAAGAACGCUCCCGACUUGAAAGCCAAGAUUCUCUAUUCAGUGGUCGUGCUCUCCUGGCGAUUGGCGGGCAUGAUUCAGACGUCGAGGUAUCUGGAAGCGGUGAAAAUUCUGAACGGUACCGCGACCACGACGCAGGCGACACCGGAGCUUGAGGAAUGCGUGAAGCGGCAGUUGGCGACUUCCGGCGCGCGAACCGGUUCCCGGGAGGUCGCGGAACAGGUGGUCAACCAACUGGAAAGAACGCUGUACGACUUUCCGUGUCUACGGGGAUGCGCCGAGGUGAAGAACUACGCGAAUGCUUGCUCCAGUUUAGCCUGGGCCUGUCUGGCUCGUGCCACUCCUUUGGUUCUCGACGUGGCCCAGGCUUUGGAGUUCAGAAGGGAGCUCCAUCUCAGGCAUCACGCUUCUCCCGAGCCAAACGGUACCAGAAUUAAGACGGUCCUUUGGCCUGGACUUAGAGAGGGUUGUCAGGGGCCUUGUCUUCACAAAGCGGUCGUCCUUACCUCUUAA
Molecule: messenger RNA, 1806 nt
Organism: Habropoda laboriosa
Lineage: Eukaryota; Metazoa; Arthropoda; Insecta; Hymenoptera; Apidae
Exons: 5
Coding region: 1-1806 (601 amino acids)
Biological process (GO): mitochondrial protein catabolic process; mitophagy by internal vacuole formation
Cellular component (GO): mitochondrial outer membrane
Source: RefSeq, a predicted model, not a curated record